GACAUCUAACGUAGCGCCAAGUAACAAACAUGUCCGAAGACAAAGUAGGCUCGUUAGUGGAAGAAGCUUUAAAACGAAAAGAACGCUUGCAAGCGCUUAAAAAAAAGAAUGAGGAAGGCAAAGAUACUAAAGCUGAUUCUCCCAGCAAAUUACCAAUGCCAAAAUUUCGAAGUUACAAACCACAAGAUGAAAGUCUCAAAGAAAAAGUAUUGGAAAAUGCAAAACCAGGCGAUGUGGAAUCCGAAGUUCAAGAUCAGUUGAGUGCUGCGAAAUCUAAAGUUGUUAUCGAAGAACUUGAUAUAAGUAAUUUGGCUCCACGUAAGCCAGAUUGGGAUUUAAAGAGAGAUGUUUCUAAGAAAUUAGAAAAAUUAGAAAGGAGAACUCAAAAAGCAAUUGCUGAAUUAAUCAGAGAACGCCUUAAACAAGGUCAACACGAUUUAGCCUCAAUUGUAAAUAUGGUAGGAAAAGAUGAUGAUGACAAUAAAACUUGACAGUGAAAUAUAUAAUUUAUUUUCUCUUUAUACUGUAUCAAAGAAAUUAUUCCACGAACGAUCAAAUGGUAAACUGUUAAUGUGUUCUUUAUCUUAAUACAGUUUUCACACAUAUGAAAGUUACUAGUUAAUUAUAUACUUUAAGUAUUAUUCAAUCUUAAGGAUAUUUAUUAAAGUUAUAAAAAGUUAGGAUAUGAUGAAUACAUGAUGAAGUAAAAAAGAAAUAUAAUUGUUUAAGAUUAACUUAGUGUUUUUUACUUUACUGUUUUUUAAUUUAUUACAUAAAUACUUACAUCUACAGUAUUAUCAUUGUAUUUAAAUUAUGAAGAGAUGUAGUGCUAUGAAUUCAGAAUUGUAAUUUGUUUUUUGUAAAUGAAAUUGUUAUCAAAUAUAGAUGCUGGGUACAA
Polistes canadensis is the source of this 898-nucleotide messenger RNA. Its product is annotated as coiled-coil domain-containing protein 12. The record is from RefSeq and is a predicted model, not a curated record. The coding region runs from base 30 to 491 and encodes 153 amino acids. NCBI's taxonomy places the organism in Eukaryota, Metazoa, Arthropoda, Insecta, Hymenoptera, Vespidae. The transcript is spliced from 3 exons. Gene Ontology annotation, cellular component: U2-type spliceosomal complex; post-mRNA release spliceosomal complex.